AUGGACAGCUUAAAGGGCAAGCUUCAUGAUUCCAAGCUAAAAGACGCCAAAGUAGCCGUAUCAAACAAGAAACAUCAGAUUGGAAAGUUUGGCAACCUGUUUAACAGGGACCACCGCCACGACGAGGCGCACGAGAUUCGCUGCGAUAACAAGAGGACCAAGAUCUGUGCCUCUCACCGUUUCCAGUCAUACUUUCCCGAGCGCGAAGGAAACCUUGUCAAGUGGUAUGUGGACGGACGGGAUUAUUUCUGGGCGGUAUCCGUCGCUUUGGAACAGGCCAAAGAAACCAUCUACAUUGAAGACUGGUGGCUCUCGCCAGAGCUCUUCCUGAGGCGGCCUCCACAUCAGAAACAGGAAUACAGGCUCGACCAGAUUCUGAAACGAAAAGCGGAACAGGGAGUCAAGAUCUAUGUCAUUGUUUACAAAGAGGUCGAGGCGGCGCUUACAUGCAAUUCCGAACACACCAAACAUGCCCUGCAAGCUCUCUGCCCAGAAGGCACUCCAGGAUACAACAACAUCAAUAUUAUGAGGCAUCCAGAUCACAAUGUGCUCGAAAACGCAGCAGAUAUGACAAUGUACUGGGCUCACCACGAAAAAUUCAUCGUCAUCGACUAUGCGAUUGCUUUCAUCGGCGGUCUCGAUCUCUGCUUUGGGCGAUGGGAUGCUCACCAUCACCCUCUGUCAGAUAUCCACCCAGAUGAGGUGAAAUCAGAGGUUUGGCCCGGUCAGGACUUCAACAACAAUCGAGUCAUGGACUUCAAAAAGGUCCAGGAUUGGCAAGACAACGAACUCAGCAAGGCAGAUUACGGCCGAAUGCCUUGGCACGACGUCUCCAUGGCUGUCAUCGGCCCUUGCGUGUAUGAUAUUGCCGAGCAUUUCGUUUUGAGGUGGAACUUUGUCAAACGUGACAAGUACAAACGCGACGAGAGAUUCGACUGGAUUAUACUAGAGGGCCGUGAAGGCGAGGAUGAGGAUUUGAUCGGAGUACAACGGCCAAAGUAUCCAAAGGGCGACUAUCUCAGACACCCCCUGAAUCCUCUGAGCACCAAGAAUCUGCUCGGUCGAGGCACUGUUAAUGCCCAGGUUGUCAGAUCCAGCGCCGACUGGUCCAGCGGGAUCCUGACAGAUCGAUCCAUUCAAAACGCAUAUGCAGAGGUCAUUGCUACCGCGGAACACUACGUCUAUAUUGAGAAUCAAUUCUUCAUCACUGCUACCGGCGAGCACCAAUCCCCAAUCUGCAAUACCAUUGGCGCGGCCAUUGUUGAGGCUGUGGUUCGAGCAGGAAAAGAAGGCCGGAAGUUCAGGGUCAUUAUUAUCAUCCCUGCCGUUCCAGGGUUUGCAGGCGAUCUUCGAGACGAUGCAGCCUCUGGCACAAGAGCCAUCAUGGAUUACCAGUACAAAUCAAUAUGUCGAGGAGAGCACUCCAUCUUUGAGCAGGUUAAAGCUCAGGGGGUAGACCCAACCAAACACAUCUUCUUCUUCAACUUGAGAUCCUACGACCGCCUGAAUAAGACUCCGGCCAUUCAUGAAGCGGAGCAGAAGACGGGUAUCAAAUACCAGAAAGUCCAGCGAGCUCUGGCUGAAGAGAUCAUGGGCGAGGGAAUCCACGGGACGUCUGAUCCGAUAGAGAACGAAAGAGACAACCACAUGGGUCAGGAAAACGAAAAAGAAAAAGGCCGCAACGAGGCACUGCAGGCAAAGGAGAUCUUCGAAAAGGCCAAGCCCAAGGAAGAGGUCCAGACAUCGAUCUCUGUGGCGCACCACGCCAUGGCCGACCAAGAACCUCUAGAAGACGAGCCGUGGGCAGACCCAGAGUCUGAAAUCAAGAACUGGAUCCAGGAGGAGCUCUAUGUGCAUGCCAAGCUGCUCAUUGCCGACGACCGAAUCGUGAUUUGCGGCUCAAGCAACCUCAACGAUCGCAGCCAGAUGGGAAAUCACGACAGCGAGCUGAGUAUUGUCAUGGAGGACACCAAUAUUGUCAGAACGACGAUGGACGGAAGGCCGUUUGAAGCAGGAUACCAUGCGACGACCCUGCGACGAUUCCUUUGGCGAGAGCAUCUCGGUCUUCUCCCCCCACAGGACUUUGAUGCCAAGGAUGAUAUCAAUGCACAACCCCCUAGUGUCGAGCCCGAGAAUAACGUCUACGAUAAUGAUGAGAGUUGGAAGUUUGUAGAGGAUCCGCUGGGUGACGAGUUGUGGGAUCUGUGGACAAGUCGAGCAGACAAGAACACGGAGCUCUUCCGCCACCUCUUUCACGCUGAUCCAGACGACCACAUCAAAACAUUCGACGAUUACGAUCGAUAUUUGCCGCCUAGGGGCGUCAAGUCGGGGCACAUUUUCGACCAGUUCAUGCCGCCCGAGGAGGCGAAGAAGAAGCUGGCGCAGAUCAAGGGGCAUCUGGUGUGGAUGCCGAUGGACUUUUUGAAGGAUGCAGAGAUGGCGGAGUGGGGGCUUCAGGUGAAUUCGUGGACGGAGAGUGUGUAUACUUGA
Messenger RNA from Trichoderma harzianum CBS 226.95, 2490 nucleotides. RefSeq lists its product as hypothetical. Gene Ontology annotation, biological process: intracellular signal transduction; cell motility; phosphatidic acid biosynthetic process. The transcript is spliced from 2 exons. Gene Ontology annotation, molecular function: D-type glycerophospholipase activity. Lineage: Eukaryota; Fungi; Ascomycota; Sordariomycetes; Hypocreales; Hypocreaceae. The record is from RefSeq and is a predicted model, not a curated record. Bases 1 to 2490 code for a protein of 829 amino acids.